GCAUCAGUGUUCGUUCAGUAUUCGAGGAGGGGGGUUCAAUGGAGAAUUUACUUCUUCUUAGUACUGUCUGUGAAAAAAUUUAUUUGGAGGACAUUGGAAUAUCUGCAGAGAUGAAGAGAAAGCAAGUAAACAUAAAAGAAGUUUUAGAAGGGGUUGGGUCAUUCGAGUUCUGCAGUUGUGCACAGAAAAAAAUGGCAGAGGCGUGUAAUGUUACCGCAAGAGCUGGAGCUUCUCACAGCAAAGGGUUUGAAGACGCUGUCAACUCAAGAAUUAGCGGAGAACUUCAAGAAGUGGAAAGCGACCUUCCAGAUGAUAUUAGAGAUGAUGCUCUCCGAGUUUUCAGGCUGUCUGUUGCAAACAAAAAUACAAUUAAGGACAGCAUAGAAAAGGUUCAGAAAGAAGCUCUUUCUGUAAUAGAAACAAGAUUUAAAGGACAACGGUUUAAGGGGUUUAUUAAGUUUGACUAUGACACGAGCGUGAUAUCCAUCAACGUGAACAAGUUCGGGAACGGAAACGCCCAGUUCUCUGCUGGGGUGGGCACAAAGAAGAUGGUGUGUCCGGACCCAUUCAUGGGUCGACUCUCAGAUCCAAACAUGAAUAGAUAAUCUCCCAGUUCGGAGCAGAACCAUAAUCCAGAAAUUCCUGGAGUACAGCCAUAACCCAGAUAAUCCUGGAGUACAAACCUAAUCCGGAUAAUCCUGGAGUACAACUAUGAACCAGAUAAUCCUGGAGUAUAACCAUCAAUCCAGAUAAUUCCGGAGUACAUCCAUAAUCCAGAUAAUCCUGGAUUACAUCCAUUAUCCAGAUAAUCCUGGAGUACAUCCAUAAUCCAGACAACCCUGUUGUACAUCCAUUAGUCCAGUGACUAUAAACAUUUAACUUACACUUACAUACACAUAAUUACUUUCUAAUCCUUGAAAUAGUGAAUUAAGUAUUUUAGUUAAAAAAGGAGAGGGUGCGGUGUUUUUCAUUUAGGGUUUCAACAACAUCCGGCAGCUCAAAGAUUUUUAUUUGCAUUAAACCCAAGGUUGUAUGGUAAGGUUGGUUACUCCCCUAAGAAUAGUGUACCAGGCAAGGUUUCGUAAUAAGGGUGGUUACUCUCAGUGCGCUCCAAUUACAAUGAACGGAAAAUGUCGUCUCCUAAGAUUGACAGAUUAAAAAAACCUAAAAUGACGUCACUGAUUAUAGAGGCAAGAGUGACCUCACAUGAGGUUUUUAAUCUAUCUAUCUUAGGAGACGACAUUUUCCGUACAUUGGAGUGGAUCGAAAGUAACCAACCUUAUUACACAACCUUGAUCUAUAAAAAUAAUAUCUUUAUAAUUCGUAAUUCUCUUCAAUAUUUAAUUCCAAGCUUUUGCCGUAUUUCUUAAACAUGAAUCCUGAAAAAAAUGAGGAUAUAUAAAAUUUAUUGCCAAUUGCCAAUUAUGCUAUAAGAGCAAUCAAUUCUCUAAAGUUCGUUAUUUAAUUUCCCAUUUAAUUCUGUGUCAUUAAUAAUCAUUAUCUUUUAUUUAGUGUUAAAGUUCCUGGAAUAUAUGUUUCUU
Messenger RNA from Eurytemora carolleeae, 1541 nucleotides. RefSeq lists its product as uncharacterized. The record is from RefSeq and is a predicted model, not a curated record. NCBI's taxonomy places the organism in Eukaryota, Metazoa, Arthropoda, Copepoda, Calanoida, Temoridae. The transcript is spliced from 8 exons. The coding region runs from base 39 to 605 and encodes 188 amino acids.